UCACUUGUGAAAAGGAAAAUAUACUAAAGAUUUUGAUACUAUUGUUUCGCUCUAAAUACGCAACUGUCGUAUAAAGUGUCUAGGCUAGGCUCACUCCAUCUGAGAAUCAGACAGACACAAUUCUUAUCGUUUUAUGACCUUGACAACAGAUUUGAACAGUUUGUUGAUUUAGAUUCGCUUAGUAUUGUUCUACAUUUGAGUGUGUGUCCAUGUGACUCUUGUCAUUAAUAGCAAAUAUUUUUUGUGAUUGUGAUAAAAAAAUUAUGUUUACAAUUGUUUUAAACUGACGACAUUUACAAUGGAUAAUACCACUGGCCGGUUACGAUUUUAGUUGGAGGAAAAAUAAAAACCGCGGCAAAUUUGAACAGAAAGUGCAUCAGAUAUAAAAUUUAUUUAGUCAAAUUGGCAACUAUUUCAUUAAAUAUAAAUAAAAUCUCAUCUUUUUAUAUUUUUGAAGAUGAAGAUAACUGGGGUUUUAAGAAAUAUAGUAACGAAUCCUUUAGUGAGCCGGUCUGAAAGAGAGGUUGUCAUAAAAGCACCAUGGGGUAAUAUUGCAGCACUGUCAUGGGGAGACCCCAGCAACCCCCCGGUCUGCUUGGUUCACGGGAAACUGGACGCCUGUUCUUCCUUCCGUCCCCUCGUGACGUCACUCCCCGACUCCUACUUCUACGUGUCCAUAGACCUCCCGGGGAAUGGCCUGUCCGACCACCUGCCUAAAGGCGUGAGGUACACUGUGAUGGACUUAGUUCCAAGUCUGUUUGAGGUCAAAAAACAUUUCAAGUGGGGCCAGUUCGCGUUCGUUGGUCAUUCUCUUGGAGUACUCAUUGGCAAAUAUUUCAACUUGGCGUAUCCGGGCCAAAUCAGCAAAGCUGUGGAGCUGGACCCUAUACCCGCGUACUUCUCGUGGGAGAUCGAGAACCUCGGCAAGUGGUACAAGUACUACUACGAGAGGUUCUACGGAGAAAUGUACCCCAAGUGGAACGGCGGGAAGGACACGGCACCAACGUAUACUUACGAAAAGGUGCAGGAGAUGUUGAUGAAGUCCCGCGAGUUGUCUAAGGAAGCCGUCUCGCAUGUCCUCGAGAGAUCUCUGGAGCCAGCCGGCGACGGCCUUUAUAGAAUAACGUACGACCAACGGAUGAAAUUCGUCACGACGCCUCAAAUAUCAAGCGCGUACCUUCAGAAGGUUUACACAGGCCCUAAAACGCCAACAUUUGUCAUAUUGGCUAAGAACUCUUUAGACGAAGGAUUCUUCGACGCAGUAUCUUUCAUCAAAGACCCCAAAUGUUGGCCAAAUAACAAUUUUAAGUUAAAAGUUGUCGAAGGAAAUCAUGACGUCCAUAUAGAAUACCCGGGUCGCAUAGCGAAAGAGAUUGAGCAUUUUCUAAAAGGCUUUGUGGACGACUGGUCAAAAAUGAAGGAAGUGACCGAGUGGACGAUUGAUGUGGUUGGACUUAAAAUAGCGAUGCUAAGCUGGGGCUCCCGCGGCGCCCCCGGGGUGCUCCUGCUGCACGGGCACGGAGACUCCGCGGCCACCUUCGCGCCGCUGCUCGCCCUGCUGCCUGGAGGGUUCCACUAUGUCGGCUUCGACUUCCCAGGUCACGGCAAGUCUGACUUCCUCCCGGCCGGGCCGCUGCCUACCCACUCCCUCUUCCUGGAGGUCAUCAGGAAGGUGCUGCAGCAUUUGGAGUGGGAGACCUUCAUGUGCAUCAGCCAUUCCAUGGGAGGAGCAUUGGCCAUCUUGUUCCACCGCCUGCGGCCGGGGCUGACCCGGCUGGUCUGCCUGGACCCGCUGUACGGGCUGUUGCGCUACUCCGGCAUGACGGAGCACCACAGCAAAUAUCUUACCAUCUUGUUCCAUCGCCUGCGGCCGGGGCUGACCCGGCUGGUCUGCCUGGACCCGCUGUACGGGCUGCUGCGCUACUCCGGCAUGACGGAGCACCACAGCAAGUUCGUCAGUCUCAUGUUCUACGAGCGGUACUACGACACGCUCUACCGCAAUUUCAGCGAGCCGAAGAUAUCAACGUACGAGGAAGCGCUUGAGUCAGUGAUGCGCACGCGCAAGCUGACGCGGGAGCGAGCCGAACUCAUUCUGUCCAGGAACCUCACUCCCGCCGGCGAAGGUCUUUACAAGCUGUCUCCCCAGAAGGCGGCCUUCCAGACGGCGCACAUCCCAGUCACCUUCGACCUCCUGGAACAGAUCCUGAGCGACGUCUCCCUGCCCCUGCUCAUCUUCCACACCACCCAGGCUUUGUCCCUCUACAACCAGAUCCAGUGUUCCUCGCAGUCUGUCUGCCUGUUCGACCACAGCACCAGGAAGUAUAAGGUGGUCUGCGUGGACGGCAGCCACGACCACCACCUGCUGAAGCCUGAAGACUUCGUGGAUCAUAUUGUUGACUUUUUAAAUACUUGUUCAUCGAAGAUUUGA
Messenger RNA from Amyelois transitella, 2428 nucleotides. RefSeq lists its product as uncharacterized. The record is from RefSeq and is a predicted model, not a curated record. Bases 458 to 2428 code for a protein of 656 amino acids. NCBI's taxonomy places the organism in Eukaryota, Metazoa, Arthropoda, Insecta, Lepidoptera, Pyralidae. The transcript has 13 exons.